AUGAGAUCCUUCAUCCUACUGCUCUUCUCCUUGUUGUUGGUGUCGCACGGAUCUUCAGCGGUCAUCACAGGGUCUUGUGAAAAGGACUCUCAGUGUGGAGGAGGAAUGUGUUGUGCAGUGAGUUUGUGGAUUCCCAGCCUGCGCAUGUGUACGCCCAUGGGACUGGAAGGAGAAGAGUGUCACCCAAUGAGCCACAAAGUUCCUUUCUUUGGGAAAAGACUCCAUCAUACUUGCCCUUGUCUGCCCAACCUGUCAUGCAUCACCAUAGAAGAGGGGAAAUCCAAAUGUCUUUCUCCAUACAAGUAUCCAGACUACUACCUCUGA
Messenger RNA from Scomber japonicus (chub mackerel), 324 nucleotides. RefSeq names its product prokineticin 2 (gene prok2). The record is from RefSeq and is a predicted model, not a curated record. The transcript has 3 exons. The coding region runs from base 1 to 324 and encodes 107 amino acids. NCBI's taxonomy places the organism in Eukaryota, Metazoa, Chordata, Actinopteri, Scombriformes, Scombridae.